AUGCACCUAUUGCUCACCGCUGAGAAUUUAUGGAACAACAGGCAUGAUAGAAAACUUGUAUUAUCAUCAUCUCUUGAUGGCAAAUGCAAGGUUUCUUUGCUUCAAUGGGUUCAAGCAACGCCGCUCGAGGGAGCGACCAAUGCUUUCUUCGGUGAAGCACUUCUAGCCCGCAACCCCGGACUCCUCGAUGACUUUUCGGAAUUUGAUGAACGCAGUUGGCAACUUAGUAACAAGAUUCCAAGGCCCUGGCCGAAUAAGAUGCAAAUAGCAAAACAGAGUUCCCUUGAUGCUCUGACCGCCUACUUCCAGUCCCCAGCAGAUGAAAGACCGGGAAGCUGCUGGCUGGUACAGACGUUGGAAAAGGAGAUGCGAGCAGCAAGUAUCGGAGAUGUUGACAUAGCUGCUAACUUGAUGAUGGCUUACUGGGUUAUUAACGGGAAUGCCUGGAAAGUUUGCUUCUGGAUAAUGGCUUAUCUAGCCGAGAACCAAGAACUCUACUCAGCUAUUAAGAAGGAAGUGGCUCCCGUAGUCGCCAUAGCUCAAUCUCCGAAUGCUCUCAGUGACUGUUUGGACCGAUGUCCCCUUUUGACUGCUGUCUACCAGGAAACACUUCAGGUUGUCACCUCCUCAGUCUCUGCUCGAAAUAUAAUAGCACACCUUGAGUUAGGUGGCAAGCUCCUUCAGCCAGGAAACAUGAUACUCAUCCUCUAUCGACAAAUCCUCAUGAACGAAGAGGUCUUGGCUCUAAUGAAGCCGGUUUUGAUGCUACUCGUUUUCUAA
Molecule: messenger RNA, 780 nt
Organism: Glarea lozoyensis ATCC 20868
Lineage: Eukaryota; Fungi; Ascomycota; Leotiomycetes; Helotiales; Helotiaceae
Product: Cytochrome P450
Exons: 2
Coding region: 1-780 (259 amino acids)
Molecular function (GO): oxidoreductase activity, acting on paired donors, with incorporation or reduction of molecular oxygen; steroid hydroxylase activity; iron ion binding
Source: RefSeq, a predicted model, not a curated record